Molecule: messenger RNA, 381 nt
Organism: Pistacia vera
Lineage: Eukaryota; Viridiplantae; Streptophyta; Magnoliopsida; Sapindales; Anacardiaceae
Product: probable leucine-rich repeat receptor-like serine/threonine-protein kinase At3g14840
Exons: 1
Coding region: 1-381 (126 amino acids)
Source: RefSeq, a predicted model, not a curated record
AUGGAUCUAGUUGAUCCAAGAUUGGGCUCAGACUUCAACAAGAAAGAAGUGAUGGUGAUGAUCAUUGUGGCUCUCCUGUGCACCGUUACCUCUUCUGCUGUUAGGCCGACAAUGUCUUCUGUUGUAAGCAUGCUUGAAGGCAGGGCUGCUGUUCCAGACUCGAUUCCAAACUCAAGUGACUCCGUGGAUGAGGCCAAGCUUGAAGCAAUGAGAAACUAUUAUCAAUACAGUAGAGAACAAUCUAACGAAGGGAGCACGAGCCAAAGCCAGAGCCAGAUCCAGAGUAUGUCGAUCGACGGGCUGUGGACAGGUUCUUCCACAUCUGCAUCUGAUCUUUAUCCAGUCAAUCUGGAUUCAGAAUAUCUGAUUACUAGAAACUAG